AUGAUGUCGCAGUUCGCCGGCGACAAUCAAGGCUCAGCGUUUGGUGAUUACGAUCAAGUACUGGAAACUAUUAACACCGCGCUUGCGAACAACCACUUCUAUGAUGCCAUUAUGUUGGUAACGUUCUUUGACGUGUUACGAGCCAAUGAAUACAAUGAGACCGCUACUAUCGAGGAUUUAAACUUCAUGCCGGCUGGUGAAUGGCAGUCGAUCACUGAGGACUACUUUAGCUCCUGGAAUCAUACGAAUGUGAUGUCUGACGUGCCUCCAUCGGUAGCAUUUGCCACGCAGGCAAUUAUUAGAGGGAUGGUUGAAGAAACACGGCUGCGGGUGGGUUAA
Molecule: messenger RNA, 339 nt
Organism: Babjeviella inositovora NRRL Y-12698
Lineage: Eukaryota; Fungi; Ascomycota; Pichiomycetes; Serinales
Exons: 1
Coding region: 1-339 (112 amino acids)
Source: RefSeq, a predicted model, not a curated record